Messenger RNA from Chanos chanos (milkfish), 3708 nucleotides. It is a transcript of the gene chl1a, whose product is annotated as cell adhesion molecule L1-like a. The record is from RefSeq and is a predicted model, not a curated record. Gene Ontology annotation, cellular component: axon; plasma membrane. NCBI's taxonomy places the organism in Eukaryota, Metazoa, Chordata, Actinopteri, Gonorynchiformes, Chanidae. Bases 1 to 3708 code for a protein of 1235 amino acids. Gene Ontology annotation, biological process: brain development; axon guidance; cell-cell adhesion. The transcript is spliced from 27 exons. Gene Ontology annotation, molecular function: cell-cell adhesion mediator activity.
AUGGGCAUGUUGUGGGGUCCAGGUGUUGCCUUUCUCCUUUUCUUGUCCACUACUGCCCUCAGCCUCCAUAUCCCUCUGGAAGUGGAACAGCCGCCAACAAUUAUAGCUCAUUCUCCCAGCUCACUGAUCCUCUUCCCGUUUGAUCUGAAUAUCACUUUGACAUGUGAAGCCAAAGGCAACCCAAAACCAGUAUACCGAUGGACAAAAGAUGGAAUAGACUUCAACCCUCAUAAAGAUCCCAGGCUCAUAAAAAAAAACAACACUGGGAGUUUUAUCAUACCCAAAAUCAGCAAUGUUUCUAAAUAUGAGGGAAAGUACAGAUGCUAUGCCUCAAACAAACUGGGAACAGCACUGACUGGGGAGACAGAAGUAAUUGUGCAAGGUGUCCCCAAGUUUCCAAAGGAAAAAAUUGAUCCCGUUGUGGUGAAAGAGGGGGAAAGUGUUAUCCUUGAGUGUAAGCCACCUACAGGUGUACCUCCACGCCAGUUGUACUGGAUGACCAUUGGUCUCCAGCACAUUGAGCAGAAUGAGAGAGUUUCCAUGGGCUUGGACGGGAAUCUGUACUUCUCUAAUGCUCAACAAAUUGACAGCCGUGAAGACUACUGCUGCUUCGCCUCUUUCCCCAACAUACGCACCAUCGUCCAGACAAGUCCCAUGGCUGUAAAUGUCCAGAACUCCUCUUCAAUCCAGCAGAGAAGACCAGUGUUGUUAGUGCCCCCUGCUGACCAGAGUGAGACACAUAUAGUCAAGGGAGGAGAGCUUGAGUUGGAGUGUAUUGCUGAGGGACUACCAACCCCCAAAAUUGAAUGGACUAAAAUUGGAGAGAAGCAGUUGCCGAAAGGAGCAAGUAUCGAGAACUUUGGGAAGCUGCUGACCAUAUCAAAAGUGACAGAGGAGGCUGAUGGGAGGUACAUGUGUAAGGCGAAGAACUCUGUUGGUGAAACUGUUCACUACUUCCAAGUGACAGUUGAAGAACCUCCUCAGUGGGUAGAGGAACCUCAGAGGAGUCAAAUAGCCACAAUCGGGUCUGACGUACACAUUAAAUGCUCAGCCACUGGAAAACCACAACCCAGCAUCAACUGGAAGAGAAAUGGAAUGCCUCUGGAUGAUACAACAGCAGUUCAGAGGAAAGUGCUGGAUGACACCAUUGUGCUGAAUGGAGUGCAGGAGAAAGACAGCGCAGUGUACCAGUGUGAGGCCUCCAACAGACAUGGCACCAUACUGGCUAAUGCUAACAUCCUCAUCAUGAAUCGUCCUCCUCUAAUUCUAACUAAAGACUACGUGGAGUAUUUUGCUGUCGAAGGAGGAAGUGUAAUGAUGCACUGUAAUGUUUUCAGCUCUCCCCCUGCCACAACACAAUGGAUAAAAGAUGACCCUGAAGGCUCUUUACCUGAGGAGAGGUUUACUACUCUAAAGAAUGGUUCAGUGUUGCUUCACAAAGCAGAGAAGGAAGACAUAGGGAAAUAUAUUUGUGUUGCCUCAAACUCAGAGGGCAGACACACCAUCAGCGCUGAACUUUACGUCAAGGAUCCAACCAGAAUUGUGAAAGCACCUCAGAACAUGACAGUUCAGCGUGGCAGUGUGGCUGAGCUUGUGUGCCAGGCAGAAUAUGACACGUCCCUGAAGGGAGAGUCGGAGAUAGUGUGGGAGAAAAAUUCUCAGUUGAUUUUCUCCAGUUUCACACAGGAUUCAGGAUAUAUCGUAGACAAUGGACUACUGAAGUUUAUCAACGUGAGUCACAGUGAUAAAGGACUAUACACGUGUAUAGCAAAGACACCAUUGGAUGAGGACUCGGCCUCCGCAUAUGUCACCGUGGUGGAUGUCCCUGAUGCACCAGUGGAUCUAACUUUGUCUGAGCAGAAGAACCGCAGUGUGAAGCUACAAUGGGUGCCAACCAAAGACCACAACAGCCCCAUAACUGAGUUUGUUAUUGAGUUUGAAGAGAACCACUGGGAGCCAGGGAGAUGGAGGGAGAUACUUCAAGUCCCUGGGAAUCGAGUCUUUGCUGUCUUGUCUCUACAAGGACACAUAAAUUACCAGUUCAGAGUGUCCGCCAUCAAUGCUGUGGGGAAAGGUCCUCCCAGCAAGCCAUCAGAGAGAUAUAAGACCCCUCCAGCUGUCCCUGACAAGAACCCAGAGAACAUCAAGAUUCAAGGCCAUUUGCCCCAUCAGAUGCACAUCACAUGGGAGCCGUUGCUUCCUGUGGAACACAAUGCCCCAGACCUGGAGUACAAGUUAAGCUACAGACACAUGGGGGUGGAGGACAGCUGGAAAGAACAGAUGGUGAAGAGACACUCGUUCGUUGUGAGGGACACCCCGACAUUCGUCCCCUACGAGAUUAAGAUUCAAUCCCACAACAGUCAGGGCUGGGGUCCUGAACCCCAAGUAGUGACGGGAUACUCAGGAGAGGACUUUGUCUUUUGGCAUUGUCGUCACAAUAAUGCCACAGUACCUCUGGCUGCUCCUGAGAACCUGGCUGUGGAGGUCAUUAACUCCACUCUACUCAGGGUCAGCUGGUCUCCUGUUCCCAUAGAGACAGUGCGUGGCCAUCUUGCUGGUCAUACUGUAAGUUACUGGAGGACUGGGAGUGUUCUGAGCUCUAAGAAAAUCCCAGUUGAGAAACAGACUUUAAUGCUGCCUGGGAACAGAACUCACGCCCUGAUUGCUGGCCUGAAGCCUUUCUCUCAGUACAAUUUCACCAUCAGUGUCUUCAACAAGAGGGGCAGUGGACCCACCAGCGCCCCAUAUUCAUUCAGUACUCCAGAAGGAGUUCCAGAGAGAGUCCCCAUACUGAGGGCUACCAAUGCUCAGGGUAAAACCAUCACACUGGUGUGGGCUCCUCCACAAGAAGCCAAUGGUGUACUGACAGGCUAUAGUCUGCAAUACCAGAGGAUGAAUGAAACGAUGGACGUGGGUGACAUCUACUCAGUGAACAUCACCAGUCCAGAAAAGACCCAGUGGCUUCUGCAGAACUUGGAGAUGGGUAGUACAUACAAGUUUUAUCUGAGCGCCUGCACCAAGCAGGGCUGUGGGCCACCUAUCAGCGAGGAGGUCUCUUCUCUUCCUUUGGCUUUUCCAGCCCCGUCCAACAUAAGCUUCACAGUUAGCGACACCUACGCUAAAAUCUGGUGGGCCACUGAGGGAGGGCUUUGGGAGUCAGAGCUCUAUAUUUCAGUCAUGAAUCACCGUGAUGGUAGCUGGACGAUUUCUGAGGCAAUAAAUUCGUCUCAGAGCUUCUACAUCAUUGAGGGGCUGGAACCUGGUGAAGUGUACACUGUACGCCUCUCAAAUAACAGCACUCAUGAUAACAGUAGUAUUCACGAGGAGGUUUUCAAGACAAGGGCCAGAGGUAUGGAGGAAGUGUAUGGAGGGAUCUCAUCAAAAGGCUGGUUCGUGGGUUUAAUGUGUGCAGUGGCAUUGCUAACCCUAGCAGUGCUAAUAGCCUGUUUUGUGCGCAAGAACAAAGGAGGAAAGUACUCAGUGAAAGAAAAAGAAGAUCUCCCAGACAUGGAGGUGAAUGGCCUUAAGGAGGAGACCUCAGCUGAAUACAGUGAUGAUGAGAAACCUCUGCAGGCCAUCAGUGUGGACAUUAAAGACGAUAUCAGUGUGAGCAGUGGAAACUACAGUGAUGGAGUGGAGGCAAGUUUCGAAGAGGAUGGCUCCUUUAUUGGAGAAUACACUAGGCGAGAGCCCGUGGACAAGAAUUGA